AUGAGUACUCCCGCCCAUGAAACUAUAAUCAUAGAGGAUGUUCCCGAGGUUAAGAAGGAGGUUGUAGGCGAUCCCAUUUUAUAUUCAAUGGAUCCGGUCACGCCGCUAAAAGAUACUACCGCACAUAGUGGAUGCCCGAUUAUCAAAUGUGCCAUAUCUCCGCUUGGAAGUUGCAUUGCGACUUACAGUGCAGAAUCAGAAUCCGUUGUUAUAUGGUCAAUUGAGGAUGGAAAGGAACGUAUAGUUAAACUUUUUGAGACUACAGUAGCUACCGAGAAAGGUGUUCUUCCAGAAUUACUUGUUUCUGACAAACAAUCUUUCAUGUUUAAUAGUGGUAAGGAUGCUAAUUUGAGUUGGUAUUUCGUUAACGAUAUUCGCAUAUCUAAGGAGCCAUUCAUGAAACUGCCGGAUUACGUUUUGCGGAUACGUCCUAGCUAUCGUGAAGCAUUUCUUUCCUCUGGCGAGCUUGUAGUCGUUGCGGCAAUGUACAAGGAUGAUGUGGGAUUCUAUCGUUUUAAGGAUAAAAAUCGCAAAUGGGAGCGAAGGAACGCAAGCUUACUCGACUGGACUCACGAAACAGAAUACAAACACGUCAAGGAUAGGUCACGUGAACGGUUUAGAUACUUUAUCAUCAAAGACAAGUUGGUAUGCCAAUAUGAUGGCCAUUUGACUCAAUGGGAUAUUUAUACUUCUAAGCUUGAAGUACAAUAUUUUUGUGAUGAUAUUUCAGUUACACAUGUAGAUUUGAUGAACGAUGUAACGAAAUUCUUGUUUGCUGUGGAUCCAUCCAACUUGUUGUCUGCUUUGGUGACUGGAAAGCCCAAUUCUCAGAAGCUGACUGUAUAUUGGAUCAAGACUGAAAUGCCUCUCAACACCACCUAUGUUACGACAAGGAAUGGUGAACAAAUAGUGGCUGUGGAUUUUAUAAGAGACGAAGAUUGUUGUAUUCUCGUAAUGAUUACGGAUAUGGGAACGGCAAUUUUAUGGGAUCCUUUCGAUGAGUCGGAAAAACAAACAGAGGCAGUUGAAAGUAAAAAUAAAGGCAAUCCACUGGAAACUAUUGAUCUCAGUGAACACAUUCUUUUAGGCAGCUGGAAACCGGGGCUAAAUUUCGUUCUUAAUGGUCAUGUUCUGGUCGUAAUUGACAAUGGACAGCCUCUAAGUAUACCGAUUAUCCAACAAAGUUUCCAAAAAAUCCAAAAAUCACUUCUGACUGUUAUCCCUAGCGCGACUAUGAUAAGGGCACUUGCUCAUGAAGAUGCGAAAUUAGAACCACUCGACAGAAAAGGUAGAAGACUGGAGGGAUUAAAAAGAAGCUGGCAUGUUACAGCUAAUUCUGGGAUUAGUGCGUAUCAAAAUAAAACAGACAAAUAUCCCGCCAGCGUUCACGCUCUAAAAUAUUUUGGGUCUACUAGGAGUUGUACAAUUUUGAGUAAUGAUGAUUUGGCUAUUUUAUGUGAUAGAGGAGUAUGCAUUUUCUAUUUGUCAGAUGAAAUCAUCCACAUGAGAUAUUUCUGGGACGACGAUAUCGGCUACGGCAUGGAUGUGUGUCUUGUGGCGGAUGAAGUUGCCGAGAGGAUUCUGCAGAAAUUCGAUAGUGUGUUUUGGCCUCCACCAAGCACAAAGACCAUCUGGUGGCACGUGCAGAAAACACUCGAGGCACGAUCUCCGGACUGUCAACGAGCCUUUGACGUUCUGUAUAAAAGAAUGACAAAUUCUACAAAUCUUGUUUUUUAUGGAAAGGAAAUUUUGUGCAGUAUCAUCGUUCUGAACGAUGGGAUCAUGGUUGAGAAUAUACUUGAGGCUUGUUUUUGUCAACUUUAUACUUACUCAAUUACACAUAUUGCAUACAUGGGAGUUAUAACUCCGUCACUUCCACAAAUAAGUGAACUAUUUUCUGACAUGGUAUUUAGUUUAUUUCCAAAAUCCAUGUUGGUACUAGAUCCAAACUGCGAAUUUGUCAAUCGAUUACCCAUUACCCCAAGUCACUUGUAUGCGUUCACUAGUAAGUUUCACAGCCAGAACGCCCUGACUUGUUCAGUCAAUCUACGAUUACGAUUGGAAUUGCUGGAAGAUGAUAUCAAAGAAAUGUCAAGGUUCAGAAUUUUCUGGGUGCGAAAAUUCUUUAGAAUCUUGGCUGUUCUGAAGACUACAUCUCACGUUUUGUAUAAGCCCUAUCUUACCGCUCAUAAAUACUUCAUACAUGGAACAAGAAGAUCAACUUUAACGUUUAUAGUACCUUUACCUAAAUACUGCACCUACCCCGAGAACUAUUCUUUUUGGCAGGAUGCUAUUUUUCCAGUUUCAAGUCCCUUUGUUACUGGUACAUCAAACAACAAAUCAGUGUUUUAUCAAACAUGGGAUGGCGAAGCCAUAAUCAAUUUCAAAUGGAAAACCUUUGUGAGUCAUACUGAAGAAUUCAUACAAGAUGAUCAUAGAAGACGUCUUUUAUAUACAACAGUUGUAAUUGGUUGUUGGCAUAUUCACUUUGAGCUAAGGCAGUUUAUAUGGAGCCCAAGCAGAUAUAUUACAUCACUUUGGAAUUGGAUUGACUGUGGAGCAUAUGGUUUGCCUUUGGUCACUACGUUCUACUUGUUGUGCAAUGUUACAGCUCCAGAAUGGGUGUCACCGAUAGCUGCUUUGCUUCUGUGGACCAAGUUACUUGUCUUGCUUAGACCCUUUGAAUAUUUUGGGAUCUAUAUUGCAAUAAUGAUUGGUGUGGCACAACAAGUAUUUUCUUUCUUGAUUGUACUUGGAAUAAUGAUCCUUGGGUUUGCACACGCAUUCUUUAUAUUGCUGAAACCACAGCCAGGAGCAUCAGUGGACACACCACCAAGUCUUAAUGAUAAUGACCCAAAUAAUCCAUGGAAACUGACUGCGACAUUCAACACUGUGAACAACGACGGGAGCAUUAACUCUCAAUCCGCCUUUUUAGAGACACCAGGUGACAAUACGAACGUAUAUUCCCACUUUAGUACAGCUCUCUGGGGUACUUAUAUGGUUCUCACGGGAGAUUUGAGUUCAUUCUCUGGUUGGAAUAUUAAAGGCAAUCCAACGCUCGCACUACUCAUUGUAUCAUUCUCUUUUUUCACGGUCAUUUAUCUUUUGAAUCUUUUCAUCGGUUUAUUGAGUAAUGCUAUUGAUCUUUAUCAUGAACGAGGAUCAUACUUGGCUCAGAAAGCUGAGGUUUUAGCAGAAAUUGAGUUGUUUUAUAUGUUCCCGUCACAAAGACGAAACAAAUGCUGGUUUCCCGAUACUGUAUACUAUGAAGCUGAUGUCAAAGAAUUACGAAAAUUGAUCAAAGGGAAUAUUGAUAGCUAUUCUAAUUACUUGGAAAAGUCUCCAAUACAUGCUAAACGGGUAGCAAGUCUUGUUAGUAUUGGCAAUACUGGACAGAUGAAUCAGGGUUUUACAUUGUAG
Paraglomus brasilianum is the source of this 3420-nucleotide messenger RNA. The record is from the annotation of a GenBank genome assembly. Lineage: Eukaryota; Fungi; Glomeromycota; Glomeromycetes; Paraglomerales; Paraglomeraceae.